GACUGACUAUUUGAGGGGCAGUUUGAAUAAGAAUAUCAAAAAAUACAAACCUAAAAAUUAAAUAUCCAAAUUUUCUGAUAGCAUGGAAAACGAACGGCCCAUUGAUAUUGGAUCUAUGAACUCGGAUGGUGCAAGGAAUAAGCCAGCUAAGCAAAUGUUGCUUCAACAAAUAUCCGUGAGCAAAUACGGACAUCUCGUGCAACAGAGUCGAGAGGAGUUGCACGUGGAGCAAAGCACAGGAUUCAAGGAUGUGCAGCACAGGGGCAUACUUGUCCAGAAGGGAAUUGUAGAGCUUUUAGAUGAUUUUGAGCACAUCGGUGAUUGCGGGUCAACGGGAAACCUAGGGGAAAUGGUGCAACAGACACGAGACGCAUUUGUUGAGCAAUUCUGCUUGGAUCCCAAGUAUGCUCAGGUCAAGGGCAUACUUAUAGAGAAAGGAGUCUUGCAAGACAGCAGCGAGCCAGAAAUGAGUUCUGAUUUGGAAUGCGUGGAAAGGGAACUUGAGGACUAUUGUCUAUCGACCUUAAAACGUCCGGUAGAUAUGCCUGACAGUAUAGAAGGCAUGAUGAAGUAUAUCAAUGAGUUUACGGAGAGCUUGGAUACUAAGCCGGAUCAAAAGGAUUGGGUCAAGUUUCGCUCUUGCAUACGUGAGGUUUAUGAAUAUCAUUUGAAUAAAAAAUCCGAACAUGAAAAUGUGGACGACAAUUCAGAUGUGCAAGUCUUUUAUAGGGAUACAGACCUGAAAAAAGAUCUAACCCAAGUCGAAUUGGACAUCGUGAGGAUGAUGCAGCCACUGAACGAGCUCAUCCAGCGAUCACAAAAGCUGACCAACAGCAUUGAAUGCAUUGAGAGCAAGAUCAAUCGAUUGGAUCUCAAAGUGGACAGUUUCUACUUGAGAUACAAUGAAAAUCUGCAUAAGCGAGAGCAGUCCUUCGAAGAGAUAAUGACACUGCAGAGAUUCCGAGAGAGAAUCGGCCAGAGAUUGACCAAAAUCGAAACGGAAAUUCAUACAUCCAAAACUCUAUUACUCAAGGGGCGUGUCCAGAAGAAUUAAAAAGGUAAAGGAAAAGAGGCUCGUUAGUCAAAUUGUAGGUAUGCUCCGCGUAAAGGAGCAUCGAAGGGCCUGAGAGAGAUAGAGAUAUAGAGCUCUCGGUCUCUUCAGGUCGGUAAAGUGAGGAAAUCAACAGCUUUCCCAUCAGCAACCAGCAAUUAUACUCAUGAGCCCCCAUUCUGAAUGCAAUUUACUCUGAUUGUGGACCUGCGUACGUCGUAACCGUCGAUCUGAAAGCCAAUCUCGUCUGAUGUGGGCACUCAAAUUCUGUGUAUGUCUUCUACAAUGAACUGGUAAACAUUGAGCAAUAAAUAUCGAAAUGUUUAAGAAUUA
Drosophila hydei is the source of this 1384-nucleotide messenger RNA. RefSeq lists its product as uncharacterized. The record is from RefSeq and is a predicted model, not a curated record. Lineage: Eukaryota; Metazoa; Arthropoda; Insecta; Diptera; Drosophilidae. The coding region runs from base 83 to 1054 and encodes 323 amino acids. The transcript has 3 exons.